This is a messenger RNA of Corythoichthys intestinalis (scribbled pipefish), 7916 nucleotides long. RefSeq names its product netrin 4 (gene ntn4). Lineage: Eukaryota; Metazoa; Chordata; Actinopteri; Syngnathiformes; Syngnathidae. Gene Ontology annotation, molecular function: protein binding. The transcript has 10 exons. Gene Ontology annotation, cellular component: laminin trimer. The record is from RefSeq and is a predicted model, not a curated record. The coding region runs from base 307 to 2154 and encodes 615 amino acids. Gene Ontology annotation, biological process: tissue development; substrate adhesion-dependent cell spreading; basement membrane assembly.
CUCUCGCUCGGUAUGCGUGCGCUCACUCGGAGCUGCGCGUGGAAAUGAAAGACGCUGCAGGUUUUGGAGCUAUCGCACACGAGCUGGACUUUCACUCGUCUUCUUUUUCCUCUUCGUCGAUCUUCUUUAGGGGAUCAUGCCUCCCCCUCCUGUCGCCAUAUUCCGUCUUCUUAUCCUCCUCAGUGCGCUUUUCCCACAGAUGAGUGACGGACAGGGGCCACAGCGGAUUUGAACCUGCGACUUUUUUGUUGUUGUGGAACAUCCCCUGCCCUCUGUUUUUGUGGAUUGCCGUCGAGCGGAGUGGACAUGCUGCCGCUGCUUGUGCUGUUUAUGACUGUGGCUGUGUGGUCAGGUGCAGGUGGCCCGUCGGGCGUGGCGCCCCGCUGCGAGAGUCGCGCCUGCAACCCUCGCAUGGGAAACCUGGCGCUGGGCCGCCGCGUGCUGACGCAGAGCGCCUGCGGCAAUAACGGCACCGAGCCCUACUGCGCCUACGCCGAGCCGGGCCCGGCGUGCGGCGCCGCCAAGUGCGGCAAGUGCAACGCCGCGCUGCCGCACCUGUCCCACUUGGCCGGCGCCAUGUCCGACUCGUCCUUUCGCCACCCCGACACCUGGUGGCAGUCGGCCGAGGGCGCCGAGUCGGAAACGGUGCAGCUGGACCUGGAGGCCGAGUUCUACUUCACGCACCUGAUCGUCGUCUUCCGCUCGCCGCGGCCCGCCGCCAUGACGCUGGAGCGCUCGCAAGACUUCGGGCGCACGUGGCAGACGCUGCAGUACUACGCCCGCAACUGCAGCGCCGCCUUCGGGCUCUCGGAGGGCAAGGCGGUCGGAGCGAGGCGGGACGGCGCCGCUUGCACUUCCAAGUACUCCGGGGCGUACCCGUGCACCAGAGGGGAGGUGAUCUACCGCACCCUCCCCAAGUGGGAGUCUUUGGACCCCUUCGGCCUGGAGGGCCAGCAGCAGCUGCGGGUCACCAACGUGCGCAUUCGGCUGCUCCGGCGCCAGCCGUGCCCCUGCCGGGCUAAAGACGGCGCCGCCUCGCCGCCCGCGCGCCACUUCGCCAUCUACGACCUGAUCGUGAAGGGCAGCUGCUUCUGCAACGGCCACGCCGAGCAGUGCGUGCCCGCGCCGGGGUACCGCCCCGUACGCGACCGCACCAACCACGUGGUCCACGGGAAGUGCGUGUGCCGACACAACACGGCCGGGGAGCACUGCGAGCGAUGCGCCGCUCUCUACAACGACCGGCCGUGGCAGCCCGCCGACGGCCUGACGGGGGCGCCGCACGAGUGUCGCAAAUGCAAGUGUAACGGGCACGCUCACAGCUGCCAUUUCGAUUGGGCGGCGUGGCGCGACUCUGGGCAGCGCAGCGGCGGCGUGUGCGACUGUCUGCACAACACCGAGGGGCGCCAGUGUCAGAACUGCAAGGCCGGCUUCUACCGGGACCCCCGCUGGCCGCGCACGGCGCCCGAGUCUUGCAAGGCCUGCGACUGUCACCCGGUUGGCUCCAUGGCGGCGCACGGCAGCGACGCGCUCUGCGACCCGGCCAACGGCGACUGCGUUUGCAAGCCGGGCGUGGGCGGGGCACGCUGCCACCGAUGCAUGGUGGGAUACUGGGGCUUCCACGAGUACGGGUGCCGGCCGUGCGACUGCGCCGGAGACUGCGACCCCUUCACGGGCGACUGCGCGGUCGGGUCGGACUUGUACGACUUGGAGGGAAAUUCCAGCGAACCCGUCCGAAUCUUCAGAGUGGACGAGCUCCUCUCCGCUCUUCAUUACUCAGAGAAGUGCGAGUGCAAAGAGCGGCCGCUGACCAACAGUAAACUGUUCUGCACCAUGAAUUACGCGUACGUGUUGAAGGUGAAAGUGCUGUCAGCCCACGACAAGGGCUCGCACGCCGAGGUGGAGGUGAAGGUCCAGAAAGUGCUGAGUCAGAAGGUCAAACUGCAGCGGGGGCGCGUCACCCUGUACCCCGAGUCGUGGACGGCCAGGGGGUGCACGUGCCCCAUCCUCAACCCGGGUGCCGAGUACCUGGUGGCGGGCCACGCCGACAGGAGGCGGGGCCACCUGCUGGUCAACAUGAAGAGCUUCGUCAAGCCUUGGACGUCCAGCCUGGGCCGCAAAGUGCUGGCGCUGCUCAAGAAGGACUGCAAUUGGUAAACCCCGGUGACCCCGCCCACGCCCGGAUUAUCCGACCGGGACGAUCGUUUUGUCGGGGCGGGGUCGUUGCCUGGAUUGACCGAGGAAAUAAAUCUCUGUGCACUUUAACCUGCGGCCGCGUGGACCGGAACAAAAUACGGACACGUAAAGACAGUGAAAGAAGCCAUAAGAGUGCGGAAGCGGCGAGCCGUCCGUCGCCCCCGAACGUGAAUGUAUUUGCCCCAGCGAGCGCCAGAAGAGGGGGUCGAACUCAUUGAUUGGAUAUCAAUAUAAAUAUUGUCAAGUUUUUCAGCUUUACGCUAGCUCGUCCGGUUUUUGUAUAGCAUCCCAUCACGUCGCCCGUCCCGAGGCCUUUUUUUCCCCCUCCCUUCCCCAAUGCAGCGAUAAUACAAUUAUCAAUGCACGGUGACUUUUUCUCAUGUAUUUUCUUGACCGAUUCCACUCAAGUACAUUCUUUUCGCGCCUCCUUAAUCUUGUUUUGAGCAGUCGCCGCGCAGGCCUUGACAUUCCUCGCGGGGAUUUGUCAAAAAUAUCCUUAUCGCGCACGCUUUUCCCCACCGGCUCGAUUCGCCUUCGCACGGCGCCGCGGAAUGUUGACCGCCGGCGACGGCCGGGAGGCGCCGACGCAUUCUUGGCUCGGACCGGGGUGGGGUGGGGGGGUCGUCUGUCUGACGGUCGGAGGUGAGCCGAUUUCGGGGUGGGGGGUCGCGAUGUUCGUCAGGUUUGAUCGCAAAAUUUUUGUCAAUAUUUAAAGUGCCAUUUUUGGUAUUUUAGCAAGUCGAUGUGCACGAUUUGCUUUUGCGGGCCAUAUGCGGAGGGACGGAACUGGCCCCCGGCCCCUCAAGUUUGACACCUGGCGGUAUGUUGGAAAAUAUCGCAGUCAAAUAUUUAUGAUUCAUUUUUAUAAAUGGCCAUCGAUGGCGCCCAAUGAGUUCAUUGCGUUUUGUUGAGGGAGGUCGUACCCCUGGUGGCGCCAAGACACAACAACCCCACCGAGCCAAGGACAUUCAUUCUCUGUCUUUUCCCUUCCACGGGAGUCGCCGACCCGCGGCCGCGUGGGAAACUGUCGGCCGGCUGGCCGCGGAGCGAUCCGGCCGCCGCUUUGGCCGUGCCCGUGCGCGGCCGGUGUUAUUGUGACGCGGCCGGCGCGCAUGUGUGCGUGCCCGCCGGCGCACAAUGGCCCGCUUGUGCUGCCGCAGAAGCCAGUUAUGGCCUUUUGUCCCGUCAGCAUUCUUGCGCCGCCACUGGCCCCGACGCAGCUCCCCGCAGACAUGCGGGGACAAUGCGCCUCCCCCUGUAAUGCCCUCUCCUCCAAAACGGGCCAAGGAAAAAAGUUGACAUUUUGCAAGGAUACAGUUCAGAGGGUGGGGGGGACUAGUUUUUUUCUUGGACCCCCAAAUUUUAGGGAAUCAUCUUGGAUUUUUUUUUUGUGGGGAAAGUAAUACUCUGACAAGAGCUAAGUCACAUUUGAACACAAUAAAACCGUAUGAAUUUUAAAUCAAAAAUUGUCGUCGAGCCGAGAAUUUGCAAAUUUUAGGAAAAUAAAGGUUGUUUUUUUGUUUGAAUUUGUUAAAAUUUGGGAAAAAUACAACUUUUUUCGAGCACAAAAAUAGAAUUCACGCACCAACCUCAACUAUUUCUCCUUGGACGCGGCUAAGCCGGCGGUCAUGUGCUGGGAAUUAUCCCGUCAGAUGGGAUUCGCUGAAGAUUGAGGCGAUGGGGAGAACACCUCGGAGCCUAAAAAUAUCCUCUUCGGCCCCCUGUCCUCCUCUCCCGCUACGCGGCAGCGCUACUUAAUUACCACCGAACACACGCUCGCAUGCAUGCACGCACACGCGCGCAUAAGGAAUGCUUGAGAGCAAGCCGUAACAGGGAGUGUUGACAUCGCCGAUUAUUAUUACUCAAGGCCUGAUGUCAUCUAAAAAUAAGAGGAGUUGUGGAAAUUUCAGGUGAUGAGAACUCCAAGAACGAAGAGCCUUCAAAUGGAUCCUUGGCUUGACGAUCCAUUUCAAGCAGUGGUCUCCAAACUAUUCCACAUAAGGACGCAGGAUUUCAUUCCAACAAAACAAGACGACACCUUUGCACCAAUCCGGUGUCUUACAAGUGUAAUCAGAUGAUUGCAGUCAGGUGCUGCUUGUUUUAGUAGAAACUGUCGGUACUUGAUCGGUUGGAACAAAAACCAGGACCCACAGCCGCCCUUGAGGACCGGUUUGGAGACCCCCGAUUUGAAAGGUCCGGGCCAGUUCAUUCAUUCGCCGCCGGCCCUCAGACUUCAAAUGAAUUGGACGGCUAUUAUCAUCAGUGACCAUGUAAGGGUCAAUUUUCAUUUUGGUCGCUCGUGUGUUGAUGUAGCGAAGAGGAUCAAAGUUGAAACUGUAGUCCAACCUCAUGUCCACUAAGUAGAGCCAUAAGACUGUCAAUGCGGGUGUCGUGUACAACUAAGCAUUUUUAUAUUUAAAUUGAUUUUUUUUUUUUUUUUAAACACCACUUUUGGUCUUUUUUUUUUUUUAAACAGGACUGGUUAAAAAAUGUCCAUAACAAUUUAAUUUGAAACAACUUAUCCAUUCAACGAAAACCUCAAUUUUGCCAUUUUGGACAAUUUUGAAAUUUUCUGAAAUUUGAAAAUCAUUCUUUUCAAUGAAACCUCUCUCAAAAACGGCCAUGUUAAUCAUACCUUUUGUUGCACAGUGACACCCUUACCAUCGACGGUGAUAAACGUCCAACAUUUGUCAGUCCAAACGGAUUGAGCGUCUAUCGCCGUCAAUGGCAGGAAAACUUCAUUCGCCAAAAGGACCUCAACUACCGCACAAGAAGUGCCGAGCUUCCAUUUAAUCGGUCGUUCGGGCCACACAAAAAUGUGUUUGUGAGGAGGGGGAGGAAGAGUCGGCGUGUAGCGACACGAAGGCCCGCCAGACACGCAGCCAGAAAAACAUUACAAGUGAUUCACUUGGCACAUCAACACAUACCUUAGCCUGACUCGCACUCACACAAACACACCUGCGUGCGUGUUCUGGAUGAAAGUCCAAUUAAAAAGUACAAGUAGUGACAGUCGGUCUCCGAUCUAGGACGCAAAAACACUCGUGUUUUUGUGUUUUGGGCUCAACGCCGAUGGCAUCACCAGCAGCGGGCCCGCAUUUAGCCUGCACGAACUGCCACACCUGCAUCGCCGCCUGCAUAAAAAUAUGUCCCGAUAACAUCCACGCGUGCUGUGAUCCGGAAAAAUGUUUUAUUAGAAAUAUCCAUUGACUUCAGGGUACAAGGAGAGUUUGUUUUUCUUCAGACUGGCUGGCUAAUUUUAAUUUAUGAAUGUAUUCUAAAUAUACGAGGCUAGUUUGGCCUUUUAUUUUGUCACUACUUUGACCAGUAAAAGGCAGUUGAAGCGCGAAAUGUUUCGCUUCAGCAAUUGAAAAUGUUGAUUGAAAGUCUGUUUAGUUACGGUAAAAAUACUACAUCGAUCUUUUAUUGUUCAGUCCGUUUCCUUACUCUCAUCAUUUUCUCCCUUUUCAUUGGCAUCAACUGCCUGCAGCAGAAGAUACAUAAGGUGAGAGCGUGUUGAGUGAAGCCCGGUGAGUUUGCACGUCAAGCUAAUAUUCCGUUGUGGGAGUGAUGUCAAGACUACUGUUCUAAAUCCCUUCAAAGUUGCCUCAUGACAUGCAUCCAAAAGCUACUGCAACCUUGUCUCGCUUGGACGCUCUUUAACGCCCUCCUGUGGCAAGGGUAAAUACAUACCACACUCUCAAUCGGCCCAUGCAAUAUUACGGUACUGUAAAAUGAGAGUAAAUUGUGGCCUAAACGAUGGAAAACAUAUCAACAAGGUACUGAAUUUAUUGGGAAUGUAACUAUAUGUUUUAGCAUGAAAAAUAGAUUGUUAUUCAUUAAAAAUGCCGACCACACCACUUCAAGCCAUCUCGCCGCCUUAGAUGAUUUCUAAUCAGCCACUUUUUUUCCCCCCCAAUUAGUAAACAUUUGGCUUGCUAUCGCCUUUGUUGCCCUCCUGUGGCUAACAUGUAUUUUUACAGUAAGUUGUAAAGUGAAAGUAAACCAUUGCAUUGACGAAUGCAAACAGACACCAGUUGUGUAUGAUAUUCUGAAUUUAACAAGACUUUUAGCAUGAAAAUUGCGUUUUCAUUGCAAACGCGGAGCACACCACUUCGAGCCAUCUGGCCUCCUUGGAAGAUACCUAAUCAACACCUUUCCCCAUAUAAACAUUUAGCUGACUAGCGCCCUCUUCAAUACCCUCUUGUGGCCGCCAUGGGUAAAUACACGCCACACUAGCUAUUAAACCUUGUAAUAAUUCGAGAAUGUAAAGUGAAAAUAAACCAUCGCAUUAACGAAUUAAAACGGAUACCAACUACGCACAAUAUUCUGAUUUUGACAAGACGUGUUAGCAUGAAAAUUACAUUUUCAAUGAAAACGCCGACCACACCACAUCAGGAUCGUAAUCAGGCUGCUGCAGAGCUUGCUGAUGAGAUGAUCAUUUGAUUCAGGCGUGUUAAAGGAAAGAGACACGGAAAACAAGCUGGAUAGGGGCUCUCGAGGACCAGGAUUGGGCCUCCCUGCCUUAGAAGAUAUCUAAUCAACCACUCCCCCACAUAAACAUUUGGCCUGCUAGCGCCCUUUUCACUGCCCUCCUGUGGCCACCAUGGGUAAAUACACGCCACAAUAACAUUACGAGAAUGUAAAGUGAAUAUAAACUCGCAUUAACGAAUGAAAACAGAUACAAGUUACAUACGACAUUUAUUCAGAAUUUAACAAGACGUUUUAUCAUGAAAAUUACGUUUUUAUACAUGACAAACUUUGACUACACCUCUCAACGCCAUCUCGCCUUCUUUUGGUAAACAUUUGUUUUGCAAGCGCCUUCUUCACUGCCCUCCUGUGGUCACCAUGGGUAAAUACACGCCACAUUAGCUAAUAAACCUUAAUAUUACGAGAAUGUAAAAUGAAAAUAAACCAUUCCCAUAACAAAUGAAAACGGAUACAAGUUACGUACGGUAUCUAUUCUGAAUUUAACGAGACGUUUUAUCAUGAAAAUUACGUUUUUAUACAUGACAAACUUUGAUUACACCUCUCAACGCCAUCUCGCCUUCUUUUGGUUAACAUUUGGUUUGCAAGCGCCCUCUUUACUGCCCUCCUGUGGUCACCAUGGGUAAAUACACGCCACAUUAGCUAAUAAACCUUGUAACAUUUUGAGAAUAAAUUGAAACUAAACCAUCGCAUUAACAAAUUAAAACGGAUACCAAAUACGCACAAUAUUCUGAUUUUAACAAGACGUUUUAGCAUGAAAAUGACAUUUUUAUUCAUUGAAAACUCCAGUCCUCCUGUGGCCACCAUGGGUAAUUACAUGCCACACUACCGUUAAACCUUUUAAUAUUACGAGAAUGUAAAGUGAAAGUAAACCAUCGCAUUAGCGAAUGUAAACAGAUACCAGUUACGUACGAUAUUCUGAAUUCAACAGGAUGUUUUAGCGUGAAAAUUACGGUUUUAUAUCUGGCCCCAUACCACACCACUCAAAGCCAGCUUGCCUUCCUUUGGUAAACAUUUGGCUUGCUAGCGCCCUCUUCACUGCCCUCCUGUGGCCACCAGGGGUAAAUACACGCCACACGAGCUAUUAAACCAAUGUCUGCCAUGCCAGGGUUCAUUUUAAAAGUGAACUUGGUGGAAUACAAAUAUUGGGAGUAUUUUAUUUUUCGAUUUCCAUUCAAUAAACUAACAUUGGAAAAACAUCAAGGCUGGUUGUCCGUUAUUAAAUUAACACUUUUUAA